AUGGAGCGAGUUCGAGUCAACCCCGUUGUCCCUGGGUUUGCCCCCGAUCCUUCGCUGGUCUAUGUCGACGGCACCUACUUCGUCGUGAAUUCGACCUUCCACAUGUACCCCGGACUACCAGUCUACGCCUCCAGGGAUUUGAGGGAAUGGAAGCAUAUUGGCAAUGCCCUCGACGGGCCACGACGAAUAGCUCUCCAACAGUCCAUGACCAAAUUGGUCGGUCCCGACACUCCAGGCAAGACCAUAGCGGCACAGGGAGGCCUCAUGGCUCCUUCAAUCAGGUACCAUGAGGGUACCUUUUAUAUUAUUUGCACGAAUGUUUUCCACCGCCCACCCUUGCCCAACGGUGCCGAAUGCCAAAACUUCAUCGUGUCUACUACAGAUAUCUGGGCAGAUGAAUGGAGCGACCCAGUCUUCUACGACUUUAAUGGAAUCGACACAAGCCUGUUCUGGGAUGAUGACGGGCAAGUCUAUAUCCUUGGUGCCGCGGGCCCCGCCCCCGAGAGCAAAAUCAUGCAAUUCCAGAUCGAUCUCCGAACGGGGGCCAAGCUGUCUGAGGAGAAGUUACUUUGGGAGGGCGUCACAAAGGUCUUCCCGGAGGGUCCGCACAUGUAUAAGAAGGACGGGUGGUACUACCUUCUUAUCGCCGAGGGUGGCUGCUUCGAAGAUCAUCAUAGCAUCAUGGCGCGGUCGCGCAAUAUCUGGGGUCCGUACGAGGUGAACCCAGCAAACCCUGUGCUCCCCAAGGCAGACCUUACGAGUUACAUCCAGUACACGAGCCACGGCGACCUUUUCCAGGAGCCCACUUCGGGCCAGUGGUACUUUGUGUGUCUGGGUGUUCGGAAGAAUGAUGGGCGGUUCAUCAUGGGACGUGAAUCCGUUCUUACUACGGCAUCCUGGCCUGAGGGGGAGUUCCCUGUCAUUCACCCUGUGCAGCCGGAUGUGCCACUUCCUCCCCGGACGCAGAGCUCACUGGGGGAAUGGCCGGUGAGACGAAUGCUGGGCCGUCCAAAUGUCGCCUACCUCCGCAUCCGCGAUCCUGUCGAGGAGAAUUAUCAUUAUGAUGAUGAAAACGUUACCCUGACAUCGAGCAAGGCGGACCUGGACCAGUCUGAUGAGCCCGUGACGUUUACUGGAAAGCGGCAGAGGUUGCUGGAUGGCUCAGCAUCGGCCACGCUCGAGUCACUUCCCGAACUGGCUGCAAUAGCUCCUUCUGGGCUCAAGACGGGGCUUUGUUACUACAAGGAUGAACAUCGUUUUGUCCGUGUUUACCCAGACAUGGAAUCUCGGGAGAUCGUCUGGGAGAUUGUGAACAAGGCCAGGGGGAUCGAGCAGAAAACAUCGCGCGGCGAGCGUGCGCUCGGUCAUGCCGCGAAGAUCAUCUUUGGCAUUGACUAUACCGCGCUGGAAUUCAUAUUCUGGUAUUCUCUUGGCACGGAGUCUGGGAAGCGGGAGAUCAAUAGGAUGGACAGCCUGGAUAUGACUGGGCAUGACUUUGUGGGACCAGUCAUUGGCAUCUACGCUGUCGGUGUCGAGUCAUGCAAGGUACGGUUCGUGGAUUUCCAAGUGGAAGGUGUGUAG
Molecule: messenger RNA, 1581 nt
Organism: Penicillium olsonii
Lineage: Eukaryota; Fungi; Ascomycota; Eurotiomycetes; Eurotiales; Aspergillaceae
Source: the annotation of a GenBank genome assembly